Molecule: messenger RNA, 819 nt
Organism: Penicillium nucicola
Lineage: Eukaryota; Fungi; Ascomycota; Eurotiomycetes; Eurotiales; Aspergillaceae
Product: exosome non-catalytic core subunit RRP40
Exons: 1
Coding region: 1-819 (272 amino acids)
Biological process (GO): TRAMP-dependent tRNA surveillance pathway; nuclear polyadenylation-dependent rRNA catabolic process; exonucleolytic trimming to generate mature 3'-end of 5.8S rRNA from tricistronic rRNA transcript (SSU-rRNA, 5.8S rRNA, LSU-rRNA)
Cellular component (GO): cytoplasmic exosome (RNase complex); nuclear exosome (RNase complex)
Molecular function (GO): RNA binding
Source: RefSeq, a predicted model, not a curated record
AUGACCACCCCACUUGUCUUAUUACCCAGCGAUGAGGUACCUCGCGACCAUCUUCCUACCAACAACUCCAACCCUCUACGGCUGGGCCCUGGCCUUCGUAUCCUCUCACAGCCCUCUUCCAAAUCUACGGACUCCAAGCAUGUCUUAACAGCCACACAAGCCGGUCUCCUCAUGACCGAUGCCAAGAAAAAUACAGUCUCUCUUCUUUCUUUUCCCAACCGCCGAUACAUCCCCACCGUCAACGACUUCGUCAUCGCACAGAUCCACCACUCUAGCGCUGAUUUCUUCCACUGUAUGAUCACUCCGCAUACAGCGCAUGCCCUCCUGGGUCAAUUAUCAUUUGAGGGCGCAUCCAAGAAGACGAGGCCAAUGCUAAAGCAAGGCGAACUGGUGUAUGCCCGAGUACUGUCUGUGGGAGUCGGCGCCGGCGCCGAAAUCGAGCUUACCUGCGUGAGUCCAUCAACCGGAAAAGCUGAAGGAGGCAUGGGUCCUCUUGCGGGCGGAAUGGUCUUCGAUGUUUCAACUGGAAUGGCUGCCCGCUUGAUUCGGGCAAGUUCCUCUUCAGCUGAGACCGAUGAAAUUGAAGGGCUUGUCGUCCUUGCUGAGCUUGAUAAAAAGUUAGAUCCCUUUGGAGGAUUUGAGCUUGCUGUUGGGCGGAACGGAAAGGUGUGGGUGAACUGCUCCGACUCUGAAGAGAACGCUGUCAAGGCUACAGUUGCCAUUGGGCGUUGUCUGCGGGAAACUGAUCAGAACAACCUUCACCCGCAUGACCAGAAGAAGCUGGUAUCAAAGGUCCUACGGGAGAUGAAGCUGACUUGA